This is a messenger RNA of Rubroshorea leprosula, 1550 nucleotides long. Lineage: Eukaryota; Viridiplantae; Streptophyta; Magnoliopsida; Malvales; Dipterocarpaceae. The record is from the annotation of a GenBank genome assembly.
CCAUUUUGUUUUUCAGCAGGUUAAAUCACACAACUUUUUGUUCGAGUUUCCCACAGACGGCGCCAAUGUUUCGGCAGCUUCACAAUCCAACACUGUUGAAGUCUUCAGCUGCUUCACAAUCCCGAGGAUGUUUCCCCGGGGAAAACACUCCAACGCUCAAGUCAGCAAUACUCAAUAUUCUAGAGAGAGAUGUUCUCAAGGACGACCGCAUCUUUUAUGUAUGUGAGGCCUGGAAAAACAUCCAUCGUGUGGCUGCUGGGGCAUAUACUGAUUUAACUACCCCGGGAUAUCCCGAAUGGCGAGCAAAUCGGUUAAGGGGCUUCGUUAUCCCAGAACCAUUCGAACCUGAAAGAAAUGAUGAAACGGAUGACCUUUACGAGGAAAGCGAGAUGUACUAUGAUGCAAUUUCAAUUGGGGAGUCAACCAUGGUUGGAGAGUUAACCAUGGUUGGGAAAAAGUCAGAAAAUCCACCAAUCUAUUUAAACCAAGAAAGCGAAUCCAUGCAUCAAGGUCUCCUCUGCUCAUCCGACUCUCAUGCACGGGAUGUCGUCUCUCCAACAAUCUCAAUCCCAAUCCUCCCGUUGAGUUUCAAAUUUCUACUUAGAUUAAAGUUUAUCAUCUAAAUUUCUACCUUGAAGAACUUGAAGAUUUGUGUUUCCUUUAUUGUCUAUGGCUCUGAGCAUUCUUUUGCACCAGUGCGCAUAGUUAACGACAUAGGAGUAUUCUAGCCAUUGGAGAAGCUGCAGAUAUUGCUUGCUGCGCUUUCAAUUACUCCAACCUACAACGUAUCUGGGAGUUAUAUGUUCAUUUCUAGAAUGAUUUCAUGAAAUUCCUUAUUUGAAAUUUUAGAAUCAUUUUUAUUUUUAUUUUUAUUUUUAUUGUUAUUUCUAACCAAUUAAAUCAGACUAUGGAUGAUGUGCAGGCGAGAUGCAAAGGUGGGCAAAGGCUAAAAACCUGAAACAUUAUUUUUGAGUGGUUUUGUUAAAGUUAGAAUCGACGUUGGCUUAAUUUAAAAACUGAUCAAAGCAUGCAUGCUUUUAUUCUACGCCAGCUCUUGUUUUGUCUUAUAACUGCACUUCGCUUUUUUUUCUUUUUCCUUUUUUGCCCUUUUUAACUCCAGGUCUGCUGCGUUUUUCUCAAGGAUAGCCUUCCAUUGCGCCUUUUUAAAGCGUGUAGUGGCAUUGUUGGGUUUUUCUUUUUCUUUUUUCUUUUUUCGUUUUUUUUUUUAAACUUUUCAGUUUUUUUUUUCUUUUUUUCUUUUUUUCUUUUUCUGAACUCUCGACCUUUUUACCAUUAAGCAAUGAUAGCUUGCAAAUAUGGUCUAAGUGGUAGGUCAUUCCGCGUUUUCUUACUUAUUAUUAAUUCUACGCGUUUUUGAAGGGAGUAGGGAAGCUUCCUUUUAUAUAUAUAUAUUCCAAUACGCGUUUUCCCUUCAUCAUCGUGUCGUGUUACGCGUUUUCUUCUUUUUUGACCAUUAAGCAAUGAAGCUACUGGGAAACAGCCCUACUUACCGAGUCUUUGCCUUUUUGGCCGUCAAAUAUUGAGAAAAU